Molecule: messenger RNA, 9471 nt
Organism: Durusdinium trenchii
Lineage: Eukaryota; Dinophyceae; Suessiales; Symbiodiniaceae
Source: the annotation of a GenBank genome assembly
AUGGAUGAGCGGGCGCUGGCGGUGAAACGCUGUGUGUCGGACAUCGAAGUCGCGGACUUCGUAGCGCUGGACUUGGAGUUUUCAGGACUCUUCCUUGAUGCAGCGAAGAGCGGAAAAGUCUUGAGCUAUGAGGACUACUUCGCCAAGUGCGCGGAGAGUGUUCCGAAGUUUCUGGCACUGCAGCUGGGCAUUUGCUGCGCCCAGCAGAGGAAAGAGAACAAUGGCGGUGAGACGGAUCGCAGCGGCUGGGAUCUGCGGACGCACCAAUUGGACUUGUGGCCUUCAGAGCACCGGGUCUUCUCCGUCGACCUGCAGUCCUUGCGCUUCCUGCGCUCGCACGGCUUCGAUUUCAACGCUUUUCUGGAAAAGGCGCAUCCCUACCAAAGGCUCCAGAAGAGCGCGACGAGCGCCACCCCGAAGCCGCUGGGUGCGGCACAGGUGAUGGCGGCACUGCGCACGGCACAGGUGCCGCUGGUGGUGCACAACGGGCUGUUGGACCUGCUGCACUUGUACGACAAGUUUCUGGGUGACCUCCCGGAGGACUUCGAAGACUUUGGGAAGGCUUGGUUGGAACACUUCCCUUUGACCUUCGACACGCGCUUCGUGGCCCAAGAAGGGCGCUUGCAGGUUUUUAAACAUCCAGGUGGUCUCAGUCUGCAGACUCUCUUCACCCACCUCCGGGCCUCGAGCUCCCUGCAGCUCCGGAGCCCCGAGCCGACCUCACAGGGUGCGUCGCACUCCGCCGGCUACGACGCCUAUGUGACGGCGGCGGUGUUCCUCAUGGAGAUGGAUGCUUGGCUGCGCUUCGACCGGAAGAAGUCCGAAGCGCCGGCCGAAGCGCCGGCCGAAGCGGCGGCCGAAGCGCCGGCCGAAGCGCCCAGCCAAGCGACGACACUGGAGACGGAGACGGUGGAGAUGGCGGUGCAGCCGACACCGGGAGAGGAGGACGAGGGCUGGCAGCCUGCGCGGAAGCGUGCGCGGAAGGCCCGAGCGCCUGCGCUGAGCGAUCCCAGCCUCUUGGAGAAUCACAAGAUCUGCCGGCGCUUCCACAACAAGAUUGCCCUGGUGAACACCUCCCCGGGCUUCUUCGUCAUGGGACCCAGUCUGUUCUUGGCAGACAUAGGCGAGCACGAGAAGAACGUGCAGAGCAACGUGCGACGGAUCUUCGAGCUCCUGGAGACUCAGGCCAACCCCGCCAGCGUGGUGGGCCGCUUCGCGACGGGCAACAUGGAGACGCUCUAUGAGGGGCCUAAGCGAAAUGGAACCUCCCCAGUGGAUGCCUUGAAGGUUUACUUCAAAGAGCGCUACUGCCCCGAGCAGAUGCGCCUGGUGACCUUUGGUCCACAAAGCCUUUCAGAACAAGUCCACCUGGUGACCAAGGCAGGCUUCCAAGCCUUGCCGUCUGGUGCCGCGUCCUGUGCGAGCGAUCCACGGCGCUUCGUGGAGCCCAACCCCUUCCCGAGCUCGCGCAUGGGCCAGAGCCUCCUGGUCCAAGGCACUGAAGCCACGGGGUCUUUGUGGUUGCACUUCCAGUUGCCGAGCCUGGACAGGGAGUACAGAGCCCAGCCGCUGACCUACUUGAAUUAUGUCGUCAACUACGGCGGCGAAGACUCGCUGAAGCGGAUCCUGAGUGACGAGCUGGGCCUCGUCUCCGACGUCCAGAUGGAGGAGCAGACGGACUCUACCGGUACGAUGUGCAUGGUGGUCUUUGAGACCACCGAUCUGGGGGCCAAGAAGCCUCAGGCCAUCUUGGACGUCUUCUUCGCAUACCUGGCCAGCAUGCGCUCGCGCGGGGUGGACAUGGAGCUCUACAAGAGCCUUCAGGAUAUGGAGAAGCUGCAGUGGGAUUGGAAGCAGGAAGAAGACGCCUUCGGGACUGUGUCCAACCUUGCCGAGGUGAUGACCCGACUGCCGCACGAGAAGCUCCUCUCAGGUGACAGCUUGAUCGAGAAGCCGGAUCCUGAGCUGCUGAAAACCAUACUGGAUUUGGUGAGGCCCACGAACAUGAACAUAGCACUGGUGGAGCCCUCUGGAGUGGGUGACCAGCCGCUGAAGGCGUCCGGGAAGAAGAUCAGGCAGCUGGAAUACUACGGCGCCAGCUUCGUCCAGGACUCUGUGGAGAAGGUCUUCCCUCACCUCACGUCUUGGAGCUCUUGGAUGGGCCCGGUGCGGCUGCAAGCACGGCGUUUAUUGCUGGCACAGGCAGCGCCCUCCGCGCCUUCCGCGCCCUCCGCGUCCACUGCCUCCUAUGCGGCGGCUUCCGUGCUAGCUGCCAGCGUGGGCGCCGUGAUGGCCCGCCGCCCCGUGAGCAGCUUCAGCCAGACCACCGUCACCGCACUGAAGGCAUUCGAGCAGGAGUUGGGCGUGCAGCCUCCCGUGGGCUACUGGGACCCGGCUGGCCUAGCCCGGGACGGCGACGUGGAGGCCUUCCAGCGUCGUCGCUCCGUCGAGCUGAAGCACGGGAGGAUUGCCAUGCUGGCCACCAUGGGCUACAUCACCCCCGAGAUCGCGGGCAAGUUCCCGGGCUACCUGAGCCCCAGCGCCGGGCUGAAGUUCGCGGACGUGCCUAACGGCCUGGCGGCCAUCUCCAAGGUGCCUGCGGGUGGCUGGACUCAGAUUUUGCUCUACAUGGGCUGGUGCGAGGUGAGCCGUGGCCCAGGCUCCGACAUUGCCAGCGGACGCCCAGGCGACUUUGGAUGGUAUGUCUUGAGCUCCCCUGACCCUGAGACCAAGAAGAAAAAGCUUUCGGCGGAGCUGGCCAACGGCCGUUUGGCCAUGAUGGCCAUCAUCGGCAUGUUCUACCAAGAUGGCCUCACAGGCUCCGCCUGGGGUGACUGGUCCAACUUCACCGACAGCCCAUUGAGGGCCUUUGAGAACGAGACAGGCGUGCAGCCUCCUGUGGGCUACUGGGACCCCUUGGGCUUGGCCGUCAGCGGAAACCAGUCGGACUACAAGCGACGACGCGAAGUCGAGCUGAAGCACGGCCGUGUGGCCAUGUUCGCCACCAUCGGCUACAUCUUGCCAGAGUAUUGGCGCUUCCCAGGAUAUCUGUCCAAGUUCCUGGACAUCAAGUUCUCCGAUGUGCCCAAUGGCCUUGCAGCCUUCUCCAAGGUUCCGGCGCUCGGAUGGCUGCAAAUUGUGGGCUUCGCGGGCAUUGUGGAGCUCAACGUCUACAAUGAGCAAGUGAACGAUGAGCCUGGAAACUAUGGCUCUGGCUUUUUGGGCCUCAGGUCUGUGGGUGUCAUGAACUCCGCGAUCUCUGAUCCAGAGAUCAGGAAGAAGAAGUUGAACGCCGAGCUGGCCAACGGCCGUCUGGCCAUGAUGGCGAUUAUUGGCAUGUUCUUCCAGGAUGGCUUGACGGGCUCCGCCUGGGGCGACUGGGCGAACUACACCGACAGCCCCCUGAGGGCCUUCGAGACCGAGCUGGGCGUCCAGCCUCCCGUGGGCUUCUGGGACCCCUUGGGCCUCUCCGCCGACGGCGACGUGGAAGUCUUCCAGCGCCGCCGGGAGGUCGAGCUCAAGCACGGCAGGAUCUCCAUGUUUGCCUGCAUGGGCUACAUCGUGCCGGAGUACUUCAAGUUCCCGGGUGAGUUGUCCCCCAAGAUGGGCCUGAAGUUCGCUGACAUCCCCAACGGCCUCGCAGCCCUCACCAAGGUGCCAGGGCAGGGCUGGGCGCAGAUCGUGGCCUUCUUGGGAACCUAUGAGCUCUUCAUCAACAAGCCAGUGGGUGAUGAGCCUGGAAACUACGGCAAGGGCAACUUGGGCCUGGGCUUCUUUGGCCCGAUGACCAACCCUGAGGCGCGCAAGAAGAAGCUUUCCGCGGAACUCGCCAACGGACGCUUGGCCAUGAUGGCCAUUAUCGGCAUGUUCUUCCAGGAUGGCUUGACAGGCUCUGCCUGGGGUGACUGGGCCAACUACACCGACUCCCCUCUGCGCUACAUUGUGCCGGAGUACUACAAGUUUGACGGAUACCUGUCCCCAUCCCUGAACCUGAAGUUCACUGAUGUGCCAAAUGGCUUGAAGGCACUCUCCGUUGUGCCCAAGGAGGGCUGGGCUCAGAUGUUGGCCUUCGCUGGCUUCCUGGAGUUGGUUGUGAACAAGAAGUCGUCUGAGCCAGGCAACUACGGCAAGGGCAACUUUGGCCUGGGAAACGUUGGAUUUGGCAACUCCAUCCAGGAUCCUGCCAAGAGGAACAGGCAGCUCAGCGCCGAACUUGCAAACGGACGUUUGGCAAUGAUGGCCAUCAUUGGCAUGUUCUUCCAGGACGGCUUGACGGGCUCAGCCUGGGGUGAUUGGUCGAACUACACCGACAGCCCUUUGAGGGCCUUCGAGACAGAGUUGGGCGUUCAGAAGCCCGUGGGCUUCUGGGACCCCUUGGGCUUUACCAAAGGCGGUGAUGCGGAGAGCUUCCGCCGCCGUCGCUACGUGGAGCUGAAGCACGGACGCGUCGCCAUGUUCGCCUGCAUGGGCUAUAUCGUCCCGGAGUUCUACCGCUGGCCCGGUGAUUUGUCUCCUUCCUUGGGCUUGAAGUUCAGCGAUGUCCCCAACGGCUUCGCGGCGUUCUCCAAGGUUCCUUUGUCCGGCUGGGCACAGAUGGUGGCCUUUGCAGGCACUGUCGAGCUCUAUCAGUACACGGAUGAUCCCAAGCGCGCCCCUGGAGACUUCGAGAACGCAGGCUUCUUGGGUAUUCCCAACAGCUUCGUGAAGAUCUCCGACCCCGAGGUGAAGCAGACGAAGUUGGCCGCCGAGAUCGCCAACGGCCGUUUGGCCAUGAUGGCCAUCAUCGGCAUGUUCUUCCAGAACGGCCUGACAGGAGAGGCCUGGGGCGACUGGUCCCUUUACACAGACUCCCCUCUGAGGGCCUUCGAGGGUGAGCUGGGCGUGCAGGCGCCCGUGGGCUUCUGGGACCCUUUGGGCCUGUCAGCGGAUGGCGAUGUGGAGACCUUCAAGAGGCGUCGUGCCGCGGAGUUGAAGCACGGGCGAAUUUGCAUGUUGGCCUGCGUUGGCUACAUCGUGCCGGAGUAUUUCAGAUGGCCUGGCUACCUCUCCCCUGAGAAGGGCCUCAAGUUUGCGGACAUGCCCCACGGCAUCGCGGCGAUCAGCAAGGUCCCACUGGAAGGCUGGGUGCAGAUCGUGCUCUUCUUGGGCCACUACGAGGGCUACUUCUGGCGCCAGGACCCCAAGAGGGCCCCUGGCGACUACGAGGGCUACGGCUUCCUUGGUGCUGGCAAGAACUUCAUUUUCAACUUCGACCCCAUUGAGUUCCAGGACCCCCAGGUGAAGAAGACCAAGUUGGCUGCCGAACUCGCCAAUGGCCGCCUUGCCAUGGUGGCGCUGAUGGCGAUGCUGUUCCAGAACGGCACCGUGGGCACCACUGGCCCUGCCAUGCGAGCCAUGAGCCUGGCCGGUCGGGAGUUCCUGGGUCAUCCGGUCCUCCUGGGCUAUUCCUGGGGGGCGCCCUGCUCCCUCCCGACUCUGCUGGCCCCGCUCUCUACGACGUCCUUGGGCAAGACGGAGGUCUUGGAAAUCGAGGGCCGCUGUGUUGGACCGCACGGUGGCACAUCGCACGUUCCAGCACAAGUGGCGAAGUUGCGCGAUGGCGGCUGCGCACGUGCUGCUUUGCAUGCCUUUGUUGGGGUGGGUCAGGCUGAAAAUUUGGCUGGCCUGUCCAACGAUGUGCGGUUGCCACCACGGUUGCCGUCCAAGAUCGAAGGGAUUCCGGAGCAAGUGCCAUUGGACUACAUGAAGCCACCUGCGAGCCUCCGGAUGAGAGGCACAGAGGCCAGUGCCACCGAGAAACUUUUUGGACCACUUCCUGUCCGAUUAUCCUUGAAGUUGCCUAGCAACCAGUCCAUGGUCAUGGUGCAAACAACCGGGAAAGAGGAUGUGUGGUUCCGCAGCGGGUGGACCAUGAGGGAUCCCAAGGUGCACGUGGCUGUGGGUUUGCGGAAAAUGCAGGCAAAAUUGCAGCCCGAGGCGACGGCCUUGGAUUCGGUGCGAUUGCGAAUCUAUGAGAAGCUUUUGAACGAGGUGAUGGCACCAAAGCUUUAUGAUCUCACUGUGGCAGGCUCCACCUAUGCAGUUUCCUUGGGCAAUGGUGGCAUGACCUUGGAUUUCGUAGGCUUCCAGGGCGCCUUGCCCACGCUGAUUGACAAAGCCCUGGACAGCUUCAACAGCUUCAACCAGGGCUUGAAUGCCACCAAGCGCAGCCGCUUUGAGCGGAUCAAGAAUACUUACAUGGAGGAGUUGCAGACCUUCGGUGGCAUGCCAUCCAGCUAUGCCAUCCAAGACUUGGACCGCUUGCUCUCUCGGAACUCGUUCUCCAACGAUGAGAGCCUGGCAGCGGUCAAGGGUUUGAGUCUGGACGCGGCCGUCCGCACGGCAGGGGAGCUGGUGCUAUCCAAGCCUCUCUCGAUGACGGCCUUAGCCAUUGGAAACCUCGCAGACCUCCAGUCCACGGAAGUCUUGAGCCAGAUCGUGUCUUCGGUGCAGCGGCCCAGCUGGGUGUCACCGAAGCCGGUGCCCAAGAACGCCACGGUGGAGGAGGUGAUGCCGGUGGUCAACAUCAAGAGGCCCAUCGAGGUGCGUGAAGCCAACCCCCGGCACGGGGAUCCCAACGAUGCCUGGGUAGACAAGGAGAAGAUGCAGCGUCGCUUCGAACGCCUAGUGAGCCUUCUGAGACGGGUCGAGCGGCCGCACUUGGAGUCUUUCGAAUGCUUUGGGACAAUGCACACACUGCCUUUGCGUGCAAAAGAUGCCAAGAUAGAAGAGUGCAGCGACGAGACCCUGGCUUACUUCAGCGGCUUUUUCGAUGGUGAUGGCUGUGUGACCAUGGCUUCAAAAUCUGGCCGAAUCAGGCUUACGGUCGGCCAAUCGGUUCGAGGAGCUGACAUAUUGGUCCGGCUUCGUUCAGCUUUUGGCGGAGGUAUAUGCAGACACUCAGAUGGUUGCGGCUUGCAAAGGCCCAGGCUGCAGUGGUGGGUUGCGGGCAAGGCUUCGAAACGUGCCGCAGCAUUGCUAGCUAAGAAUUCCUACAUGAAGCAAGCACAACUCCAAAUAGCAUCACAUGGGGAUGUCGUCACUGAGGAGCGCAUUCAAGUUGCACAGCAAAUGGAGGACCUCAAGGCAAGGAAUCAUGUGCCAGAGAAUUUCGCACAUAUGUCAUGGCCAUACUUCGCUGGUUUUUUUGAUGCUGAGGGUUGCAUCACGGUGAAAAGCUACAGCUGUAGCUUGGUCCUUGCAGUUGCACAGGUCAACCCAUUUGUUUUGAAGCUUUUGCACCGGUUCCUGCACGAACAGGGGCUGGAAGGCUGGAAGUUGCGUUGUUAUGCCACGCCCAUGGGUGACGUUGCAACACUAAGUUGUUUCAAGCUGGAAACUUGUAAAAGUACCUUGCGUCAGCUCCUGGACUGUGGCCUUGAUUUGAAGCGGGAGCAGGCUCACAUAGCCCUGCGGCUCAGUAGAGACAAUCAUUGCAAGAUACGAGAAUCAUUGUUUGACCUUGGUGGCCAGCAGUCACGGUACAGGAGCUUGGAUCAUCGUGGCAUGCAACGAGCCAGGGAAAUUCACCUGAUGCACACCCGCCUCCAGACAUGCCGAAACAAGGAGAGGUCAGAGGAGAUGGAAAUCCAGCUGCGCCAACUCGUGAGAGACCAUCAAGCUCAGCACUUGCAGUCAGCCGGCAGUCGGAUCGGUGCCGACAUUCGACGCCUGCUCCGUGAGGGUGCAUGGAUCAAGCCGCUGGAAGCAAGGCCCCAUGAGCAGAAACAUGCAGAAACAAACUUAAAAAGUACCACUGUGGCGGUGGUGAGCCUGAUCCAUGGCGUGACCGAUGUGCCAAGCCGUGUUAUUUUGGGCAUCGCUUCAGCUCUGCUGGGCACUGCGGCCUUCGACAACCUGCGGACGCAACAGCAGUUGGGCUACGUGGUGGGUGGCGGAAUGAGCACCAUCUCAAAUGUGAAUCUAGUGCGAGUGGUGGUGCAAGGCACCAAGGUGAACGCCGAUGAGGCGGAAGCGGCGAUCGAAGGCCUUUUGACCAGCACCAUGCCGAAGAUCCUGCGGGAUUUGAGCGUGGAUGACUUCAAGGGUCAGGUGGACGCCUAUCGCCAGCAACUCCUAGAGCCCCCCUUGGCGGCGUCCGACGAGGUGACGCACUUCUGGGCGCACAUCACCCAAGGUGGUCGCUGCAUGGAUUUGUUGGACCAGGUCCUCCAGUUCUUGGACAGCCCCGCAUGCAGCAAGCAACUGCCACCGCCCCAAAUGACGCCAAGGGACUACCUUGAUGUCUUCCAAUCCCAGCGUGGAGGAUUCAGCUUCGAGAAUUGCAAGAGGAAUGCCUACCUGGCGGCGCAGGCGAACAUCAAGCCGCCCACGGCGAUGAAGUCCGGCACCACGAUCUGUGGGAUCCAACUCAAGGAUGCUGUGAUCCUAGCAGCCGACACCCGGGCCACAGAGGGGCCGAUGGUUGCGGACAAGAACUGUGAGAAGCUCCACUACAUCUCCAAGAACGUCUUCUGUGCAGGAGCCGGCACUGCCGCAGACCUACAGCACACCUGCGAAAUGAUGGAGUCGCAGAUGGAGCUCCUGCGCAUGGCCACCGGCACCGAGCCACGGGUGUGCACCGUGGUGCGGCGCCUGAGCUCCAUGCUCUUCAAGUAUCAAGGAUACAUUGGCUGCGCCUUAGUUUUGGGAGGUGUGGACGUGACCGGCCCGCACCUCUACCAGAUCUACCCCCAUGGCUCAACAGACAAGCUUCCUUUCACCACCAUGGGCAGCGGCUCUCUGGCCGCGAUGGCCAUCAUGGAAGCCGAGUACAACGAGAACUUGAGCAUCGAAGAUGGCAAGAAGCUGGUGGCCAAAGCAAUUCGAGCGGGCAUUUUCAACGACCUGGGCUCCGGUGGCAACGUGGACGUCUGCGUGAUCACCAAGGAGACCGGCGGUGCCAUCCUCCGGAACUAUGAGAAGCCCAACGAGCGGAAGUUCAAAGCCCAGCACGCGGCCUUCCCCAAGGGCACCACGCCCAUCCUCAAGGAGGAGCCCAACGACUCGCAUGGACUCGUCGAUGGGAGGAACAGUGCUGGAUCCAAGCUCUUUGUCAUUGUGCUGGCGGAAAAGAGAGUGAAGUACUUUGCCUCAAAGGGUGAUGAAGCGCCCACGCGUUUGAGCCUGGAGCAGGCCCAGAAGCUGUGGCAGAAACAUGGCGUGGCCCCUGACGGCAUGAAAAUCUUGGCAGAGGAGUUCGGCGACACGAGGCUGGUGUCGAAGUCGAACUCGAAGGUCCGUCAAGAACUCAUCAAGGAGGGCGGCUAUUUCCCCACCGACCUAAACUGCGGCAGCAGCACCGGUGGCUCCAAGGCGUCCGAGGAGACCGUGAUGCGGAAGGCGUUGAUAACCUCGAGUAGCGGAGGGGAGCCUUUGCUCCACACCCAGAAGUCCGGAAAGUCCUUCCGGCGCGUAGCGAGCGCACAGUGA